Candoia aspera is the source of this 942-nucleotide messenger RNA. Its product is annotated as olfactory receptor 13G1-like. Lineage: Eukaryota; Metazoa; Chordata; Lepidosauria; Squamata; Candoiidae. Gene Ontology annotation, cellular component: membrane. Gene Ontology annotation, biological process: G protein-coupled receptor signaling pathway. Gene Ontology annotation, molecular function: olfactory receptor activity; G protein-coupled receptor activity; odorant binding. The record is from RefSeq and is a predicted model, not a curated record. The transcript has a single exon. Bases 1 to 942 code for a protein of 313 amino acids.
AUGAAGAACUCUUCUACUGUUAAAGAAUUCAUCUUGAUAGGAUUUUCCAGUUCCCUUGAAAAUCAAAUGCUCAUCUUUUGGACUUUCGUCCUCAUCUACGGAGUGGCUUUGCUGGGAAACUUCCUAAUCGUCCUUGCCAUCAGUGUCUGCAGGAAACUUCGCACGCCCAUGUACUUUUUGCUCAUCAAUUUGUCUAUCAUAAAUGUAUGUUCAAUUUCUGUGAUAGUUCCAAAGUUACUGCAGAUUCUUUUAUCCCAGAGAAAGUCCAUUGUGUUCUCUGGCUGCAUUGCACAGGUAUUUCUCUUCACAUUGACUUUAGGAACUGAACUCCUGCUUCUUGCAUUUAUGGCUUUUGACCGUUAUGCUGCUAUUUGCCACCCUCUCCAGUAUACAGUCAUCAUGAGGAAGGACGUUUGCUUUGGGACAAUGGCUGGGCUGUGGCUGAUAGGCAUAAUAAAUUCCUCAGUUCAGACAGGACUUGUACUACAGCUUUCCUUCUGUGAUUCCAACAUCAUCAAUCAUUUCUUCUGUUAUCUGCCACCAAUGUUCAAGAUCUCCUGCUCAGACACAAGCCUGAAUGAAAUCAUGGUUUUUGCAGCUUCCAUUGUCAUUGCCAUAGGCAGCUGUGCCCUGACAUUCCUAUCUUAUUGGUUUAUACUGAGGACCAUCUUCAGAAUCCGUUCCACAGAAGGAAAGAAGAAGGCCUUCUCCACAUGCUCUUCGCAUCUCUUGGUUGUCAGCUUUUACUAUUCCACCAUUAUCUAUACGUUCCUUCGUCCUGCUUCAAUGUACUCUCUAGAGGAAGACAAGGUGAUUGCUAUUAUUUAUUCUGUGGUGACUCCAGUCCUCAAUCCCCUUAUAUAUUCUCUGAGAAACACUGAUGUUAAGAAAGCUCUCAGAAAAUUCAUUGCCAGAAAAUUCUUCCAGCAAGUUAUGUCUUAA